AUGUCGUGGAUUUGGAUCGGUCGUCCACUGGUUAAUUCUACAUUUUGCCGGACCAAAACAGCAUCUGGGGAACCGCUGAAACUCGUCUCGAAGCUGCAAUGCAAUAUUACCAUCAAUAACGUCACCAAGGAGGGCAAGUUUUUUGUCGCCGCUACUAAUGUCAACCUCAACAUUUUAGGCAUUGACCUGUUCAAUUUGUGGAAUCAGCCAAUUACGUCAUUCUUCAAUCACAUCAACACUUCGAAGACGCAAGGUAUAGCAGAACUACAGGAUUGGUUUCCCAAUGUUUUUACUCACCGAAUGGGUCUGUGUAACAAGACUCCAGUGCAACUCAUGCUCAAGGAAAACCCCAAACCAAUGUUUCGUCCAGAACGGCCGGUUGCCUACAGUCGUAGAAAGCGAACUAAGUCGGUUGAAAAGCUUUGGGAUCAUAAAGAAGGUCGAUUUUUCGGACUGAGCGGCACCCAUUGUCGUAGUGCGAAAACCGAAUGGAACUGUUUGGAUCUGUGCGGAAUUUUCGACAGAUCUAAAUGCGGUACAAGUGGACGAAGUCAGCCAACCGCUUCUCACCAACAACACACAUCGAGGCCUAUUUCAGUUUACCCGGUAUCAUCCGGUAUCAAAGCAGCGCCGGGGGCCUUCCAACAGUUGAUGGACGCAAUGCUUGCUGGACUUGUGUGCGCUACUGGUUAUUUGGAUGACAUUUUGGUGGGAGGCCGUACGGAAGAAGAACAUCAACAGGGGACGGGCAUAGCGUAG
Messenger RNA from Topomyia yanbarensis, 759 nucleotides. RefSeq lists its product as uncharacterized. Bases 1 to 759 code for a protein of 252 amino acids. Lineage: Eukaryota; Metazoa; Arthropoda; Insecta; Diptera; Culicidae. The transcript is spliced from 2 exons. The record is from RefSeq and is a predicted model, not a curated record.